AGGUCACUGAGAGGAAUUGCAGUUGACGGACGUCUGUGCGGUUGAUCGGCCAGCUCAAAGCGGAAAGAAUAGAGGCGCAAGCGCAGUAUGCGCCAUGCAGCACAGCAUGAUGUUUGCGAGCGGAGGCUACGAUCAUGUGGUACAUCUUUGGGACGCCAGCAGGGACGUCUCGAGGCCGUCGCCAACUCCACUAGCCAUCAAACACACCUCUACCGUGCAAUCCCUCCUAGCAAUCCGCGACACGAGCCAUAAGCUCGUAUCAAGCGGGGCCGACUGCAACGUGCAUAUCUAUGAUCUAUCGUCGGAGCGUGUUGUGAAUACGCUCAAAACCUCAAACUCUGUGUAUCACGCGCAUGAGGCUCUCUCGCCUUUCUGCACGUUGUUGGAGGUGGCACAUAGAGAAUUACAGUUUGAGAUCCGCGACCAUCGACUAGUUCCCCAGGAGGCCGUCCAAAGAUUUGGUUACCCUUCGCGGCAGGUGCAUGGCCGAUAUAUCAAAGGUGACGUGCGUUGUGGCAAGUUUGCCUGUGGUGAUAAAGAUGGAAUGGUGCGGUUAUGGGACCUACGGAACACUCAACAGACCAUCGAGAUGAUCCCUUGUUUUACCGACCAACGAAUCACUCAGGUCGUGUUCGAUGACGCGCGUCUUGUUGCAUGCUCCGAAGACCACGAACUUGCAUACUGCCACCAUCGGUCCGGUGCAUAGACGAUGACAACGAGGAUAAGCCCUGAUCUCAUUCAGUUCGCUGACACUUUUACGUGUACAA
Messenger RNA from Fomitopsis serialis, 767 nucleotides. Its product is annotated as WD40-repeat-containing domain protein. The transcript has 4 exons. Lineage: Eukaryota; Fungi; Basidiomycota; Agaricomycetes; Polyporales; Fomitopsidaceae. Bases 95 to 706 code for a protein of 203 amino acids. The record is from RefSeq and is a predicted model, not a curated record. Gene Ontology annotation, molecular function: protein binding.